UCUCCUAACAUUCAUCAAAUUAUUACUCAAACUUUCUCUCUCUACAGCCGCUCUUCUCUCUAACUUUCUCUGUUUCCCACUUCCCACAGAAUCACUAAGCAACAACAAUGGCUGCCCAACUCACAAAAUACCAGUUAAUUUCAAAUAACACCAUUAUUAAUGACUUUAAAGGUCACUUUUCUCCCUUCAAAACUAGAAAAAGCACUGUUUUUAUUUAUGGGGUUGUCUUUGUUUUCCUUACCUUUUUUGCUUUCUUAACUUUCUCCCCUUCUUCUUCUUCCUCUUCUUGGUUCAUCAAUUUUUUUUCACUUAAUAAUACUUCUCCUUCUAUUUCAUCUAUUGAUUCUUCUAGAUCUCAUGAUUCACAGAAUUUGAUUGAAACCCAAGUUCCUCCUGAUAAAAAUGAACAAUUUCAGUUUAAUCAUACUGAUUUUGUUUACCCUAACCCUAAAAUUGAUCCUCAAAGUUCUCCAUCAAUUAAAGUGGGAAAUUUUAGUCUUAAUGACACUAAAACUGAUACAAUUACACCCCAAAUCUCCCCAAAUAGUACCAAUUACCCACGAAAUAAGAACAAUAAUCAGACUAGUGUAGUUCUAGUUCUUCCCCAAAUUACCCCAGAAGUUUCCUCUAAUUCAACUGUUAGGGCAAAUUCAACACAGAAAGAAGAUAAAGGGGUAAAAGAGAAUGAAGGGCAAAUUCAACCCACAAAGAAGCAGGAUAAUAGCAGAUCAAACGGCACCGUUUCAGGGAAAAGUUUGAUUGAUUCAUUGAUUGGUUGUGAUUUGUAUGAUGGAGAAUGGGUUAGAGAUGAUUCAUAUCCUUUAUAUAAACCAGGAUCAUGUAAAUUAAUUGAUGAACAAUUCAAUUGUUUUGUUAAUGGUAGACCUGAUAAUGAUUAUAUGAAGCUUAAAUGGAAGCCUAAAGGUUGCACACUACCUAGGUUAAACGGAAAGCAAAUGUUGAAAUUAUUGAAGGGGAAGCGGCUUGUUUUUGUUGGAGAUUCAUUGAAUCGAAAUAUGUGGGAAUCUCUGGUUUGCAUUCUAAAGAACUCGGUUAAAAAUCCGAAGAAUGUAUAUGAGGCCCAUGGUAAACGCCACUUUCGGACUGAAGCUUCAUACUCGUUUGUAUUUAAAGAUUAUGGUUGUACCAUUGAGUUCUUUGUAGCCCCAUUCUUGGUUCAACCAUGGGAUGUCAAAAACCCGGACGGAACUACCAAUGAAACUCUUCGACUUGAUAUUGUGGUUGAAGAAUCUGAACGAUUUAAGAGCGCUGAUGUAUUAGUUUAUAAUACCGGUCAUUGGUGGACACAUGAAAAGACAUCGAAAGGGGAGGAUUAUUAUCAAGAAGGUAGUAAUGUUUACAAACAAUUGGAUGUUAAGGAAGCUUUUCGAAAGGCCAUAACGACUUGGGGGAGAUGGGUUGACGCCAAUAUUAAUCCUCAGAGGACGCAUAUCUUCUUCCGUGGCUAUUCCAAUACGCAUUUCAGAGGAGGGCAAUGGAAUUCUGGGGGCCAAUGCGACAGCGAGACGGAACCGAUUAGGAAUGAGGCUUACCUAACAAAAUAUCCAUGGAAAAUGAGAACUCUCGAGAAGGUAAUGAAGGGUAUGAAAACACCUAUUUCCUUUCUUAAUAUCACGAGAAUGACAGAUUACCGCAAGGAUGCGCACCCAUCAGUGUACCGAAAGCUACAUGUAUACGGAGAAGAGAAAAGUUCGCCAUUAAAGUUUCAAGACUGCAGUCAUUGGUGUCUUCCCGGAGUUCCCGAUUUUUGGAACGAGCUUUUGUUUGCCGAAAUGCUAAGAAAACAGUACCAGGAGCGACAUCAAAACACUAAAUCAUAAGCCAAAACGAACACCCACUUGCUCGCUACAUUCUUGUGCAACAGUCUUGACGACACAAUUUUACCUAUUCAUUUUCACAGAAUGUAAAUUCAAUGUGAUUGGAUUUUAUUUUAGGUUUUUUAUAUAUAUUUAAUUUUUAAGUUUAAAUCUAGGAAAGUAAAUAGGAUUCUUUCUAGAGAUUAUAUAUUCGGUUUAGUUUAAUUUGAUUUUAGUUUAGACCGUCGGUUCAGUCCAAUUUUGCAGAACUAGUGUUGCAAGGCAUUUUGAAUUGGAAAUAUAAUCUCUUUUGAAA
This is a messenger RNA of Amaranthus tricolor (Joseph's coat), 2133 nucleotides long. Its product is annotated as protein trichome birefringence-like 1. Gene Ontology annotation, molecular function: O-acetyltransferase activity. Bases 108 to 1841 code for a protein of 577 amino acids. The record is from RefSeq and is a predicted model, not a curated record. The transcript has 5 exons. Lineage: Eukaryota; Viridiplantae; Streptophyta; Magnoliopsida; Caryophyllales; Amaranthaceae. Gene Ontology annotation, cellular component: Golgi apparatus.